CGGGAGAGUGUAUACUUGUCACCGAAUCAAGCACAACGCCACAGAACGUUUUGUACCCUCUACUGGAAGCUUGCCAUCGCGAGUCACUACAGGAAAGUCAAGGUUGGCUACACCAGUCUACAGGGGCAUCUACAGCGCCGAGAGCGAAUAGCGAGCGUCAAGAUGAACGCUCAGUACCAGGAAGAGGAGAUGGACAUGGGUGCGGAGGAACACGAGAUGCAAGGUCCGCGUCUCGUGAAUAUCCUGGAGCAGGCAGGAAUCAAUGCCACGGACGUCAAUAAGCUCAAAGAAGCAGGAAUGCACACGGUGGACGCUGUGGCGAUGGCCACCAAGAAGCAACUCGUUAGUAUCAAAGGCAUCAGUGAAGUCAAAGCCGAGAAAAUGCUCAAGGCUGCACGAGAAAUGGUCAACGUGGGUUUCACAACGGCUGCUGAUGUGUUGGAGAGCAGAAAAGAUUUAAUUACUUUAUCCACGGGGUCGAACGCUGUCGACGAGCUGCUUAAAGGAGGAAUCGAGACGGGUUCCAUUACAGAAUUAUUCGGAGAGUUCCGCACAGGCAAGACGCAGCUGUGCCACCAGCUCUGUGUGACGUGUCAGCUGCCUGUGGAUCGCGGUGGUGGUGAGGGCAAGGCGCUGUAUAUCGACACCGAAGGCACGUUCCGUCCUCAGAGACUGCAGGCUAUUGCAGAGAGAUAUGGACUGGAUGGAGACAGUGUACUUGACAAUGUGGCGUUCGCCCGUGCCUACAACUCGGAGCACCAGAUGCAGCUGCUCAUUCAAGCGUCCGCUAUGAUGGCAGAGUCUCGUUUCGCACUCGUGAUUGUUGAUAGUGCAACGGCGCUGUUUAGAACAGAUUAUUCUGGUCGUGGCGAGCUGGCGGCUCGACAACAGGAACUGGCCAAGUAUGUUGGAUAUGCUUCGUGAGAGGUUGAAUCAGAUAUUUUACUCGUUGUUGUUGCAGGUUCCUGCGUGCAUUGACAAGAAUGGCUGACGAGUUCGGCGUGGCAGUUGUGAUCACAAAUCAGAUGACCGCAAAUCCGGAUUCGGGUAUGUUUGCUAAAGACCCGCUACAGCCCAUUGGUGGCAAUAUCAUGGCCCAUGCGUCUUGCACCAGACUUCGCCUUAAGAAGGGACGUGGCGAGAACCGCGUCAUGAAGGUCGUGGACUCCCCCAUCCUUCCAGAAUCGGAGGCUAUCUACUCCAUCACAGAACAAGGUAUUCAGGACGAGCUCAACUAGCCUACAAUACACGUGUUGUACCUUCAAUCAGUUUAUUGACAAUGUUGAAAAUGAGGGCAAGUACUGCAUUUCAUUUACUAACGCAUUCAUGACGUAUUUCACUUACAACUGCUUCACUAAGGUAUAAUGUAGCUCUACAACAGAAUUUCCCACUGGCACAUGAAUAAACACAGUUCAAUUGCUUAAAGAAUAGCCAAGCACCA
Messenger RNA from Phytophthora nicotianae INRA-310, 1441 nucleotides. RefSeq names its product DNA repair protein RAD51, variant 3. NCBI's taxonomy places the organism in Eukaryota, Oomycota, Peronosporomycetes, Peronosporales, Peronosporaceae. The coding region runs from base 163 to 924 and encodes 253 amino acids. The record is from RefSeq and is a predicted model, not a curated record. Gene Ontology annotation, cellular component: nucleus; condensed nuclear chromosome. The transcript is spliced from 5 exons. Gene Ontology annotation, biological process: reciprocal meiotic recombination; DNA strand invasion; DNA recombinase assembly. Gene Ontology annotation, molecular function: ATP hydrolysis activity; damaged DNA binding; ATP-dependent DNA damage sensor activity.